CUCUCCAAGAACAGUCACCAGCGCCCCCAGAAUUCCAUACUACAGACACUCCUGGCGGGGAUAAAGGGGUGCCCCUGGAACCACGCAACUCCAGGAUGGUUUCUAUUGUGGGCGCGGAAGGGAGAAGGUCGUGGCACGAUACUCUCUUCCACUCCCAUCCUAACACUCCCACGGUGGCCCGCCCCGGAACGCGUGCGGAGCCUGGUGCGUCCAACGACAUAGGUCCCGGGUUAAGAGUGCGAGUUUCCCGGUCCGGAGGUGGCGGUGUGUGCAUAGCCCCGCCCUGCACCUGCACGCGCUCUGCACCCCACUCCUGGCCCCGGGAACCCAAGCCGCUGGGACACCGGUCGCAGUGCCUGGUCACCCAAGGACACACCCAAGUCUGUCCGGGCCGCGUGACAGACUACCGCCAAUCUGCAGCAAAAGCGGGUGGUUCCAAAAAAAAAAAAAAAAAGUCCGUUUCCUGUUUCCGCCGUGGUUCCGCUUCCUGCCGACGUCCCGGUGCCCCACUGCCCCAGCGGCUUGGCGCUCCGGCCCAGGCCGCCCGACCCGGCGGAGAGCGCGCCAUGGCCGCCCCUGACCUGUCCACCAACCUCCAAGAGGAGGCCACCUGCGCCAUCUGCCUCGACUACUUCACUGACCCGGUGAUGACCGACUGCGGCCACAACUUCUGCCGCGAGUGCAUCCGGCGCUGCUGGGGUCAGCCCGAAGGCCCGUACGCCUGCCCUGAGUGCCGCGAGUUGUCCCCGCAGAGGAACCUGCGGCCCAACCGCCCGCUCGCCAAGAUGGCCGAGAUGGCGCGGCGCCUACAUCCGCCAUCGCCCGUCCCUCAGGGCGUGUGCGCCGCGCACCGCGAGCCGCUGGCCGCCUUCUGCAGCGACGAGCUGCGCCUGUUGUGCGCGGCCUGCGAGCGUUCUGGGGAGCAUUGGACGCACCGCGUACGCCCGCUGCAGGACGCGGCCGACGACCUCAAAGGGAAGCUGGAAAAGUCCCUGGAGCACCUGCGGAAGCAAAUGGAAGAUGCCCUGCUGUCCCAGGCCCAAGCAGAGGAGACCUGUGCCUUGUGGCAGAAAAUGGUGGAGAGCCAACGGCAGAACGUGCUGGGUGAAUUUGAGCGCCUGCGCCGCCUGCUGGCUGAGGAGGAGCAGCAGCUGCUGCAGAAGCUGGAGGAGGAGGAGCUGGAGGUGCUGCCCCGGCUGCGUGAGGGCGCUGCAAGGCUGGGCCAGCAGAGUGCUCAGCUGGCCACGCUCAUCACAGAGCUGGAGGGCCGCUGCCAGCUGCCGGCUCUGGGACUUCUUCAGGACAUCAAGGAUGCCCUGCGCAGGGUUCAGGAUGUGAAGCUGCAGCCCCCAGAGGUGGUGCCCAUGGAGCUGAGGACCGUGUGCAGGGUCCCGGGGCUGGUAGAGACUCUGCGGAGGUUUCGAGGGGAUGUGACCCUGGACCCGGACACCGCCAACCCUGAGCUGGUCUUAUCUGAGGACAGGAGGAGCGUGCAGCGAGGUGACCUGCGGCAGGCCCUGCCCGACAGCCCUGAGCGCUUUGACCCUGGCCCCUGUGUGCUAGGUCAGGAACGCUUCACCUCGGGCCGCCACUACUGGGAGGUAGAGGUGGGGGAUCGCACCAGCUGGGCCCUGGGUGUGUGUAGAGAGAAUGUCAACCGCAAAGAGAAGGGGGAGCUGUCCGCUGGCAAUGGCUUCUGGAUCCUGGUCUUCCUGGGGAGCUACUUCACCUCCACGGAGCCGGCCUUCUCUCCGCUCCGGGACCCUCCUCGGCGCGUGGGGAUCUUUCUGGACUAUGAGGCUGGACACCUCUCAUUCUACAGCGUGACUGACGGGUCCCUGCUGUUCAUCUUCCCGGAGACAACCUUCUCUGGGACACUCAGGCCCCUGUUCUCGCCUCUCUCUAGCAGCCCCACCCCUAUGACCAUCUGUCAGCUGAAAGGCAGGCCAGGGGACACCCUGGUUCCCCAGUGACUGAUGCUCUCAGGAAGGCCCCGCACCUCCCCAGGGCCCUAGUCAUGGACUCUGGGUUUCUCGGCCAUGUGGGGACCCUGGAGGAGGGGAGUAUGUCCUGAGUGGUAGGAAGAACAUAUAGUGCCUUCUGAGUGCUCCAGGCCCUGGCUCUGGGGACUGCAUCAGGGUGCAGGUGGGCUCUCCUCCCUGUGGGCCCUCCAUAGGCCCCCUGAACCCUCUGUACCAGCGUCUCUGGCCUCGAGUUCCAAGAGCUUGGUGAGCCUGGCUGGAAGUGUACAGUAGGCCCUAUCCUAGCCCCGGAAGCUCCCUGAACCCCAGCUCAGUGAAGAUGCUGGGCAAGGCCAUGGGGAGCCCUCCAGCCCCUCAAGGCUUGGUGCCAUGAAUUGGAGGGCUCUGGAUAGGGAUGAGGGGACAGCAGACAGAGCCUUCAGGGAGGGGAUGGCCUGGGCAGGAAGUGAGGGGACCCGCCUGGUGACAGGUUGUACACGCUCUAUAUGCAGGAUGCCUGUUGAGCUGGUGAGUGGCGCUCCAGGUGAUAUUCCCUGGCUUCGCCCUCACACAUGCUUCCCUGGCCUAGUGGCCUCCUGCUGGUGGCUGUGCAAGCAACCCCUGUGCACCUCCCCAGGCCUCCUGGCCCGCAACAGGAUAGCAGUGACCCCAGGAGAACCCCAGGAUUGCUUUUGUAUUAGAUUGGUAUUUUAUUCCUGUUUUAUUUAUUGUAAUGACAGUGUUUCCACCCUAAAUAAACUUUGACUACAUUGCCACCUGCUUCUCCUGUGGGUGAAGAAUGGGAACCCAAUGGGGCCAGGCUCCAGGGACUACCACAGCCAGGACUGACCCUGGGUCCUCCCCAGCUCUCAGGCGUGACCGACCUUGGUGAAUGUUUCCCAAGUGCCUGUGAUUGAGUACUCUGCUGUUCCUGUUGGACAUGUGUUGUGCAACAUGCAAUGAUAAAAUCAAGGUAAUCAGUGUUUCUGUCUCCUCCAAUAUUUACCAUGGCUGAGCACUGGGAAGCUAAUCGCUGGGGAAAAGCGAAAGGUAGCCAUGGUGAGUUGUCAUCUGCCCCCAGCUUGAGAGGCUGUUGUUGAAGACAGGCGCACUGGUUCCCUGAGCAGGGCCUGCACUGCAGCUGGUGGUGUGGACAGAAUGGGAACUGGGCAGACAGGCCGCAGCCUGGAGCCUCUAGACUGGAGGCAAUCCGCCAGGCCCCUUGGGGGGACACUGCUCUGCUCUGAAGAGUUGUUCUUUGUUUUCUUUAAGUCCACUCUGUUGCUCUAACAAGCUCAGUUCUCAUGGUUCUCUUUUCCAGGGUUAUCAUUUUCUGCUUUUAAUUCUGAACUGUUUGUGUCAUUUGAUCUGAAGUGUGUGUAUCUUGUAAACAACACUGUGGUUUGUUUGUUUGUUUGUUUGUUUCCAUUCAGUG
Molecule: messenger RNA, 3396 nt
Organism: Urocitellus parryii (Arctic ground squirrel)
Lineage: Eukaryota; Metazoa; Chordata; Mammalia; Rodentia; Sciuridae
Gene: Trim11
Product: tripartite motif containing 11
Molecular function (GO): zinc ion binding; protein binding
Source: RefSeq, a predicted model, not a curated record